CUUUUACUUCUUUUCUUUUCAGAAGAAGAAGGUGAAGGUAAAGAGAUGGCACCCAAGAUGGAUAAAGCCUUACUGGCCCAAUUGAAAGCUGAGAGAGCCAGGCAGUUGCCCGGAGCCGUGGCUCCGAAAAGAAAAAGCUCUCGUCUUCAGAAAGAGCUGAAUGUUGAAAGUUUCUUGGAUGCUAACCUUUACAUCAAUCCUACUCCUGAGUUGGCAGUUGAGCAAACUGUCAACGAAAAUGUUGAGAAUUUAAAGAGAAAAGCGAAGGGUAUUGUAAUGGGAAGUACUCAUUCUGCAAAGAAGUCGAAGGUCUCUGUUGGUCCUUCCAUUUUGGGUGACCGUUAGGAAGUUCUUAAGCAUGCUUCUGAGUUGCUUUAUACAACAGAUGAAGAAUUGAUGGGAGAGAUGUCUUUUCAAGAGGUUGGGGAGCAAAUGUUAGUUGAAUUAGCCAUGGCUGCAGCCCGUGGUCGAUAUCUCACUUCCCAGAGCCAUAGCUUGGGCAAGCAGGUUGUUACUCUUACGGAAGCCAAUUUUAAGCUUGUAAAAUAAGGCGCCUCAAUGACUGUCGAGCUUCAAAAGGCUACCACUGAGAGAGACAUCGCUUUGAAGUUAAAGAAAGAGCUGGAGGUGGAGAGAGAUACUGCAGUGGCAGCUGCUCGAAGUUUGGAGCAGAAGAUUUCUGAAUGGGAUGUGGAGAUGGAGAAGUACCGGGUUAUGAGCCAAGGGAUGCUUGAGAAGGUGAAGAAUGCUCGAAGGGAAGCCAUUGAACUCUUCCUGCAGUCCCCUGAAUACCGUCAGGACAUAACUCAGCAAAAUUUUGACGGGUUCGAAGCUAUGAGGAGCCGGGCGGCUUUAGCUUUUCCAAAUUUGGAUUUUUCCAAAUUUGAAGUUGAUGAUGAAGAGACGCCCUCUAGCUUUGACGGGGGACGUAGGGAGGAAGAGGAAGGCGAUGGUGCAGCGUCUAAAGAUACAUCCACUCCCAGUUCAGCAAUUAUAUCCCUUCUCCAAUCUCCCGAGAAAGUUUCUCUUCCUCUCGAAUCUUCAGUUCCAGUGGCAACACCUCCUAGUCCAUCAUCUAGUGAUGGGAAGGCUGUUUGA
This is a messenger RNA of Rhododendron vialii, 1098 nucleotides long. RefSeq lists its product as uncharacterized. The transcript is spliced from 2 exons. Lineage: Eukaryota; Viridiplantae; Streptophyta; Magnoliopsida; Ericales; Ericaceae. Bases 559 to 1098 code for a protein of 179 amino acids. The record is from RefSeq and is a predicted model, not a curated record.